AAAGGCAAAUUACGGAAGAAUUCAAGGCAAUGGGAGGAAUAGGAAAUGAAUUAAAAGAAGAUUGUUAGCUUUGAACCUACUCCACAUGCAGUUCAAUUGGCAAGACGGACACAUCUGGAACUUUACGGCCUUGAAAAGGAAAAACGGGGGACCGGAUAGCUGUCAUAAUCAGACACAAUCUAAAAAAAGAUGCCACCCAGCACUAAUGGUCUGUCUAAACUGAGCACAGUGGACACGACAGAGGUCUACGAUGCCCAGGCGUGCCAGGAAACCUCUGAGUGUUUGAAUUGUUCACCCCAGAAUAAUUGUGAUAUUAAAGGUUUUCUCAAAAGAAAUAUUUUCAUUCUUCUCACGGUAGCUGCUAUUAUUAUAGGCACUGGCCUGGGCUUUGCUCUGCAAUCCAGCAACAUGACAGACAGAGACCGAAAAUACUUCACUUUUCCUGGAGAGCUGUUGAUACGAAUGCUACAGAUGUUUGUGCUUCCUCUCAUCACCUCCAGCGUGAUUACAGGCAUGUCAUCAGUGGAUAGAAAAGGUUAUGGGAAAAUAGGACUGCGGGCUCUCUGCUAUUAUGCAGUGACUUCCAUCAUGGCUAUCAUCACGGGCAUCACUCUAGUCAUUCUUAUUGAGCCUGGGAAAUCAUCCAAGAAAACAUCAGUGUCCCCUGGUGGUGAAGUGAAGACUGUACAGACUGUGGAUGCCUUUCUGGACCUGAUCAGAAACAUGUUUCCCUCCAAUGUGGUAGCCGCUUGUUUCAGACAGUAUAAAACAGUUUAUUCCAAAAGAACAAGAGUUGGUGUCAUCAAUCAGACUCAAACAGAUGACCUGAUAUCGAUGCCAGGCACAUCAGAUGGUACAAAUAUUUUGGGCUUACUGGUCGUCUGCAUUGCCUUUGGCCUAAUCCUGGGCAAUAUGGAGAAUGAGGCAAAACCUCUAAGGGACCUUUUUGGCUGCCUGAAUAAAGCCACCAUGCAUCUGGUCAGCAUAGUCAUCUGGUAUUCCCCAGUGGGAAUCCUCUUCUUGGUUGGAGGGCAGAUUUUGAAGCUGAGAGACAUUGGAACAAUAGGUCGCCAGCUUGCCAUGUAUACCAUCACCGUGAUCACUGGCCUUCUAAUCCACAGCUUCUUUACCUUGCCCUUGAUCUAUGUCCUGGUCACACGUAAGAAUCCCCUGAAGUUUAUGGCUGGUGUCCUCCAGGCUCUCACCACUGCCUUUGGGACUUCAUCCAGCUCUGUGACUCUACCCAUCACCCUCAGCUGUUUGGAGAACAAGCUCAACAUGGACAAGCAGGUGACACGCUUCGUCCUGCCUAUAGCAGCCACACUGACCAUGGACGGCACAGCACUAUAUGAGGCAGUAGCUUCCAUAUUUAUCGCCCAAGUUCAUAAUAUUCACCUUGAUCUGGUUGACAUCAUCAUCAUCAGUAUCACUGCCACAGUUGCUGCUAUUGGGGCGACAGGCAUCCCACAGGGCGGCAUGGUAUCCAUGGCAAUAGUGCUGGCAUCAGUUGGACUGCCCCUUGAUGGGAUUACGUUUAUUGUUGCAGUUGACUGGAUGCUAGAUCGUUUGAGGACCACCACCAACGUGUUGGGUGACUGUAUCGGUGUGGGUGUUGUGCACCAUCUCUCUAGAAAUGAGCUGCAGACCUCCAGGCCUACAGAAGAAUGCUUAGUGGAAGAAAACAGGAUGACGUCUUCCGACUGAGAGGCAGAAACACAGUGCACAGAUGGUUACUAUUCUUUAGUCACAGUAGAGUUUUAAGGAAAAAUACAUUAUGGUUCCUGUGCUGUCAUAUACUACUCUUCAUGUACAGUAAAAGCUGGGCUAUUUUUCAAGUUCUCCUGGAAUUAGGAAUUAUAGAUCAUGGAUUAUAGAGUCUUUGUCACUGAAAAGAGACAUUACUUGCUUGAGAACUUUAUAAAGGUAGUUAAUGUACUUUGAAUGAUUUAGCUGCCUUUCUCAUCAGAGAUGUUCCUAUUAUGGUGAGAAAUCCCGUAUUAUUUUAUUUGUAAUCAAU
This is a messenger RNA of Scatophagus argus, 2017 nucleotides long. Its product is annotated as excitatory amino acid transporter 1-like. The transcript has 11 exons. Gene Ontology annotation, biological process: L-glutamate transmembrane transport. Gene Ontology annotation, cellular component: plasma membrane. Gene Ontology annotation, molecular function: glutamate:sodium symporter activity; neutral L-amino acid transmembrane transporter activity; L-glutamate transmembrane transporter activity. The record is from RefSeq and is a predicted model, not a curated record. NCBI's taxonomy places the organism in Eukaryota, Metazoa, Chordata, Actinopteri, Scatophagidae. Bases 190 to 1704 code for a protein of 504 amino acids.